Paramacrobiotus metropolitanus is the source of this 1560-nucleotide messenger RNA. RefSeq names its product sodium/potassium-transporting ATPase subunit beta-2-like. The transcript is spliced from 4 exons. NCBI's taxonomy places the organism in Eukaryota, Metazoa, Tardigrada, Eutardigrada, Parachela, Macrobiotidae. Gene Ontology annotation, cellular component: sodium:potassium-exchanging ATPase complex. The record is from RefSeq and is a predicted model, not a curated record. Gene Ontology annotation, biological process: sodium ion export across plasma membrane; potassium ion import across plasma membrane; intracellular potassium ion homeostasis. Gene Ontology annotation, molecular function: ATPase activator activity. The coding region runs from base 268 to 1233 and encodes 321 amino acids.
UGUUACGAGAAAUUAAGAGAAUAAAUAAUCUCACGAGGAAAUGGUAGCAUUAAUCUUGAAACUGAACAAAAAAGUUGAAAAUCUUUACAUAUCUGAAUGAGAAAUCUGUAUCUGUCGUGAAAUACGUUGUGUUGACGUGAAAGUCAUGACGUGGAAUACGAAUCCAAUAAGUCUAUUUGUGGAGUGAUAUUUCAGUGCAAUUGAAAAGAAGGCAAUCCUAUGGGCCCGACAGUAUGUUGCGUAUAAGAAGGUGCUAACGGAUUAACAAUGCCCGAUAACGCGGCGCUCUCGGAAGCGCAGCUGCUGGAGGCCACGAUCCCGCCCAGUCCCAUUGUGCAGCAAUGGCGCGAAUUGCAGACAUUCCUCUACAACCCCAAGGACGGCACGGUGAUGGGGCGGACCGGGUGGGAGUGGCUGCAGGUCAUUGCGUUUUAUCUGGCGUUCUACGGAUUCCUGGCGGCCUUCUUCGCCGCGGCGCUGCAUCUCUUCAUGAUGACGCUGGAUCCGCGGCAGCCGCGGUGGCAGCGGGAUUCCGGACAGAUUGGAACAACACCUGGAAUGGGCUUCCGCCCGCGGCCACCGGAUCCCGAGAGCCAGCUGCUCUGGAUCAACAGCACCGCGAAACAGAUGUACAUUGACCAACUAAAGACGUUCUUAGCCCCGUAUACCAACCAGGCAACCAACAACGGCCCGCUCUUAGACUGCUCUCCCAUGUCGCUAACGCCCAACACGACCGUGACGCAGCCUGACGAUACGCACUCGGAUUACGUCUGCAAGUUUGAUAUGAGUUUGUUGGGAGCGUGCGCGGAGAAGUAUGAUUUCGGGUACAACACCAAUCAGCCCUGUGUGCUGCUCAAGAUCAACAAGAUCUACGGCUGGUUCCCCAACGUGAUGACCCCAGUCCCCAGCGAAGUAACGGCCUUCCAGCAGUCUAUCCAGCUGAUCAGUCCACCGGACAGCCAGUCCAUCCCGGUGACGUGCGCCGGCGAGACGGAGCUGGACUCGGCGCUGCUGGGUCCGCUGGCCAUGUACCCGGCCAGCCUCCCCCAGUCCUUCUUCCCGUAUCAAGGCCAGGCCAACUACCUCUCCCCCGUCGUCAUGCUGCAGUUCCUGGAUCUGCCGCGCGAUGUGAUCGUCAAUGUGCGGUGCAAGUUCUGGGUGCCGGAUGUCGUGCACGAUGCGGCCAAGGGCUGGGCGACGGUGGGCUUACAGAUUAUGCUAAACAGCGAAUAACGGCGUUGGUCACCUUGUGGCACCGCGCUGCUUUGUACGAGGGUCACUCGGAAAGUAAUGAUAACUAUCGCACGAUUUUUUAUUGCAUCAGCGCUUUCCUCGUAUUUUCUCAAAACAAUGUCCCUUAAUCUCUAUACAACGUAAACAGCUAAACAGCCACUCAUCAAACGCUUUCGAAAAGAAAUUAGGCGGUAUCUUAGAGAUCGGUGUACUGAUAUUUUCUUCCAGUUCUUCAUCAUUUUCAAACUUUUUGCCACGCAACAAUUUUUUCAAGCCAGGAAAUAUUUCGAACAGAUAAAGGACUAAGGUAACCUAAGAAAAAUAAUG